Carya illinoinensis is the source of this 2500-nucleotide messenger RNA. RefSeq lists its product as uncharacterized. Bases 520 to 2022 code for a protein of 500 amino acids. Gene Ontology annotation, molecular function: glycosyltransferase activity. The transcript has a single exon. NCBI's taxonomy places the organism in Eukaryota, Viridiplantae, Streptophyta, Magnoliopsida, Fagales, Juglandaceae. The record is from RefSeq and is a predicted model, not a curated record.
GAAUGUUAUUAAUCCUUCGAGUUUUGUAGAUCUCUUGAGCGGUCGAUCAGGAUAAAAAACAACUGCCUAGUGGCGAUGCUCACACUAGGAUUUACAAGUUGAGACACAGGAACAACCUUUUCUGAAGAGCCGCCUUUCAGAAAAGGUAAGACACAGGAACGCGAGGUAGAGGGCAACACCAGGAGGAAAGUCAGUAGUCAGUUCAAAGACAGAUGUUAUGAUCCACGUUCUCUGUGGUUUAUAGAAACAACAUUACAGAAUCCUCCUCCGAGUGAGAGACGAGAGAGGAAGUAGAAUACUUUCGCCCGAAAGGUUGGAUGCGGCCACUGAACUAAGUCGUGCAGCAGCCGUGCAGACAUUCUCUUGCGCUUCGAGAUGCAGUCGGUGACAAUGGGCAUUCAGGUUGUCCCUCUUAUGCUUCAGUUUCGAUCUCACUGAUUUCAAUUUCCAAGCUUGCGAGUGAUUUUUAUUUUUCGGAUGCUGCUUACAUUUUGAAGUUACUUCUCUCAAUCCAUUGCCAUGGAAUCUCAUGGAAGCCAACAGCCUAUUAAUCAAUCACAACCUAAUCACACCUAUCCUCUGACUGUAGCAAAGAAAACACUUGUAUUCUACCUAUCAUCCGUUGUGGUUCUUUUACUAGCAAUCAUACUUGGUUUCUCCAAAACAAGCUUUUACAAAACACAACAGCUGAAAUACUCUUUCUCAUCACACCCCACUUAUCUUCAAACCCUUGUAGGCUUCCUUCAACCAACCCCCGAACCCCAAAUAACCAAUGCAAUUAAUCCCAUUUCCCUUUCAUCUAGCUGUGUGCUAUGGAUGGCUCCUUUUCUUUCAGGUGGUGGGUACAGUUCUGAAAGUUGGUCAUAUAUCUUGGCCCUCCAUGAACACAAGAAAAACCCAAUAUUUAAAGUAGCUAUUGAGCAUCAUGGUGAUGAAGAAUCCAUUGAAUUCUGGGAGGGGUUGCCAAAAUAUACCAAGAACUUGGCCCUGGAGCUCCAUCAAACAGAAUGUAGGAUGAAUGAGACCAUUGUGAUUUGUCACAGUGAGCCUGGGGCUUGGUACCCUCCAUUGUUUGAAACCUUCCCAUGCCCACCAGGUGCUUAUCAAAAUUUCAAGUCUGUGAUUGGCCGGACCAUGUUUGAGACUGAUAGGGUGAAUGCAGACCACGUGAAGCGCUGUAAUCAAAUGGACUAUGUUUGGGUUCCCACUGAAUUUCAUGUGUCUACAUUUAUUGACAGCGGGGUUGAGCCUUCUAAGGUGGUGAAAAUCAUUCAGCCUAUUGAUGUGAAAUUCUUUGAUCCCCUCAAGUAUAAGCCAUUAGACCUUUCCUCCCUAGGGACAUUGGUCUUAGGUUCAACAACCCAGAAUUUGAAAUUGAAAAAGGAGUUCAUAUUUUUGAGUAUUUUCAAGUGGGAGUACAGGAAAGGUUGGGAUGUAUUGUUGAAAUCAUACUUGAAGGAAUUCUCUAGGGUUGAUGGGGUUGCUUUGUACUUACUAACGAAUCCAUACCAUUCUGAUAGAGAUUUUGGGAACAAGAUCGUAGAGUUUGUGGAGGACACCGAUAUAGAAAAACCAGUAGCAGGUUGGGCUCCAGUUUAUGUGAUAGAUACCCACAUUGCUCAAAUUGAUUUGCCGCGACUAUACAAGGCAGCUGACGCAUUUGUCCUUCCAUCAAGAGGGGAAGGGUGGGGGAGGCCUCUUGUGGAAGCCAUGGCAAUGUCAUUGCCCGUAAUUGCGACUAAUUGGUCUGGGCCAACAGAGUAUUUGUCAGAGGAGAAUAGCUAUCCAUUAUCAGUGGAUAGAAUGAGUCAGGUUAUGGAAGGACCAUUCAAAGGGCAUCUGUGGGCGGAACCUUCUGUUGAUAGGCUUCAAGUUCUUAUGAGACAUGUGAUGAAUAAUGUUGAGGAUGCUAAGGACAAAGGCAGGCAGGCAAGGAUGGACAUGAUAAGAAGGUUCUCUCCUGAAAUAGUGGCAGAGAUUGUUACUGAUCAUAUAGAAAAUAUAAUUAAGAAGAUGAGUUAAAAACCCUGAGGGGUAGCUCAAUUGGUCAGGUUUUAGGUUUGCUCCCCAAUGGUCACUAGUUCGAGUCCCCUCAGGGCCACUGGAGGUUUACCCGGCCGUUAACUUCAGGAUCCCGUGGGAUUAGUCGAGGUGCGCGUAAAUUGGCCCGGACACCCAAGGAUAUCAAAAAAAAAAAGAAGAUGAGUUAAAAGAGGUGCAUUUCUUUAGGUUGGAGAUGCCAUGGUAUUUAUCACUUUCUUGCUUGACCCUGGUUUGUUUGUCAAUUGAGCUAGAAUUUUGAAAUCAAGAUGACUUGGUUAGGCUGCUCGACAAUAUAGCAAGCCAAAGUUUUUUCAAUACGCAGCUUAGCUUAGCAAUAUGAAGAGUAUGUACUCCAGUUGUGAUUGAAGGGAUCUCAUCUUCUUUGAAGCUUGAGGUUCUUGAUACAAAUAAUCUGGCUAUAUUAUAUCUCAAAAUAAACAUCCAUCUUCUUGUUCUC